GUAAUCCAUGAAAACUAUUAGCCAAUUAACAGAUAAAUUCUUUAUGUUUACAUUCAAUUUGUCAAAACAAUUGCAGAAAAAGACUCCUUCUUUGUUUAUAUACCACAUGUUAUUUAAUAAUCAGCAAGAAAGGACACACAGAAAAUUAUUAUUAUAUGUUAUUUCUUUUGAUAAUAAUGACAUAUGUUCGGAGUUCACUUCAUUGCUGUUAUAGCAAGCUUGACUGCUUUUGCUGCUGCCAAUAAGCAUACAGAUUCUAGUAGAAUUGGUCGAGACACUCAAAUACCAAAUAAGAAACUUUCUGCUAGCUAUAGUUCUGAAUAUUUUGUAGCCUCUACUACUGCAAGUUUUAUGAUUAUCGGUAGUUCUUUGGUAUCAAGUGAUCGUAUUUUGUCUGUAAAGUCAUCUAUUUCUAGUAAUGGUUGUAGAGAAAAGCAUCUUCAAACGUUGGGAAGACUUUGUAAAAAUUGGACAUACUUUAAUUAUGCAAACUUAUUCUUUUAACUAAAAAUAUAUGUUUCUUCGAACGUUUGCAGAUGAUGAUAUCACAAGAUGUCUUAACAAGAUUUUUUUUUUUUUUAAACGAAAGCCAGACUUUUGC
This is a messenger RNA of Cokeromyces recurvatus, 601 nucleotides long. RefSeq lists its product as uncharacterized. The transcript is spliced from 5 exons. The record is from RefSeq and is a predicted model, not a curated record. Lineage: Eukaryota; Fungi; Mucoromycota; Mucoromycetes; Mucorales; Mucoraceae. Bases 184 to 504 code for a protein of 106 amino acids.